AUGUCUGUGUCUGCAAACCAAGCCGAUCCUAGGGAGCGUGAACUUGAACAUGUGCGCAUCCACCGUCAGUGUGGUGCUUGUGGAUUUCUUUUUGAUGUUGGAGACCGAUUAGUUGCCCCUGACAGAUACAACCUGAGAAGGCUGGCUAGCCUUCCAAACGAGGUUGCCACUAUUAUAUGGAACUUCCUGGGACAUCACUCUCUCCUGCGUUUCUCCGCCGUUCUCGAAGCCAUCGACUAUCUCUCCACAGCCUCGGAUGAGCCAACCUCGGUACCAAUAGCAAGGAUCGAAGUCUGGCAUCGUGGGAGCCAACCUAUCACCAGCACUGUUGGUUCAAACUGUCCUAUUGAGUUGACAAUUGACUCAAAGGGCAUCGCACGCAUCGCGAGGCUUGCAUCCUCAGUGCAGGAGUCUUGGUCUCGGUUCACUGUUUACACAACUGUUGAUGCUGGUCAGAAUUUGACAGUCGACUUCAGAUUCGGUAUUAGCCGCCUGGCAUCCCCAUGUGGACCAAACCAACUGCAAAUCACAGAUAUCCCGAACCUUUCCAAGUUCAAGUGGUUUUAUUUUCCUUUUCAAGCAUCGACAACGCGUCUUGCCAGCAUUGAUCUCGUUUCUUGCUCAGGAAUAACAUUCUUUCUAUUGGCAAGCGACCUGCUUGCAGUCCAUGCCCACACUCAGGCUUCGCCUUCCGCAGAAGUAACUUUUGCACGGCUUUCCCCAACAAUCCGGUCACAAGUUCAAUGGUUCUACGUGCCAAAUCCAACCGCAGAUAAGAUAUCCGCUUUUGGCGUUCGGCUUGCGGCCCUUCCCAAUGGGCGACUUCUACUCAAUAGUCGUUCUUAUUGUAUCCGUACACCCCACAGGGGAAACAUUGCUAUCGGCCCAUACAACGAGGAGGAUGCAUCACAGGAGUACGCCGUUUACACUCCGGAUAGAUCCAUUCUAGUAUACGCCAUUCCAGAACAUGGCCCUGUUGUGUUCUUGGGGGCGAUCACGGAGGGCCGUAAGUGCUCUGGGCUUCGUCCUUCUAUUCCCUCGGUUUCUUCUCUGCCAAACGCCAGUUAUGCAUCAGCAACCCUGACGGAUGUUACAUGCAUCUGGGUGUUCCGCGAAAGCCAGACGGAUUUCUGCCGUGGGCUGAUUGUUCAGUAUGCAAAUGGUUCAGAGCAAGCCCUCGGAUAUUGUCGACUGGGGUACGAUCCUACCGAGAGAUGUGCAGAUGUAUCCCAAUUCGCAUUUGCCGCUCUCGAAUGUAAGAUGGAGAACGGCUUGUCCCGCCGCAUCGUAAAGGUGAAAGUAUCGGCAGCGCUGCGAGAUGGUGGUUACCUUGGUCAAGACUGGACACGCUGCUCCAACGGAUGCACCUUGGAAGUUUGGGCAACGGGAACGGAAAUGGUUAUGACAGUUUGA
Molecule: messenger RNA, 1413 nt
Organism: Colletotrichum higginsianum IMI 349063
Lineage: Eukaryota; Fungi; Ascomycota; Sordariomycetes; Glomerellales; Glomerellaceae
Exons: 4
Coding region: 1-1413 (470 amino acids)
Source: RefSeq, a predicted model, not a curated record